Cylicocyclus nassatus is the source of this 1016-nucleotide messenger RNA. Lineage: Eukaryota; Metazoa; Nematoda; Chromadorea; Rhabditida; Strongylidae. The record is from the annotation of a GenBank genome assembly.
CGCGACUUCCUUGUAUGUAAUGCUAUAAGAAGUGGUAGAAGACGUUACGCUUCUGUUUUUGAUUUCGUUGGUAACUACAGUUUUGAAGGAUGAGUAAUGCUGAGCAACUAAUGGUGGAAGUAAAAUCACCCGAUGAGCCCAGUCCCAGCAUACCUCGACAUAGUAUUGUCGAUCAAGCAAUGCAAGCAGCACGGCAGCCACCACGACCUGGACCUCUAUACGAUGUCACAAAGAUGGUGCGAGACUUUUGGCCAAGUCAGAUACGAAGGAUCGAGCACAUGAGUGAGAAUGAGAUGCGGGAGCACUGCAAACAUAUGGAACUGCCCAUGGCUAGAGUCAAGAAGGUAAUGCGCUUAGAUGACGAAGUUCGCGCUCAAAUGAUAAGUUCUGACGCUCCUUUACUGUUGGCCGCUGCAUCGGAGAUGUUCAUACAAGAAAUCACCUUACGUGCUUGGCAGCUUGUUGAAGAGGGGCGAAGGAAAACACUACAAAAGUCUGAUAUUGCUGCUGCAGCCAGUAGAUUCGAACACUUUGAUUUUCUAAUCGACAUCGUCCCUCGCGAAGAUGCGAAAAAGUCGCACGAUGAAAUGCACACCAUGAACGUUACUUCGGAUGGCACAAUAGGAUCAGCAACCCAAGUUCAGUAUGUUCUUGCUGGCGAUGCUGCCCAAGGCAACGACGUUUAUCAUUUGGACAAUGGCCAAGUGCUGCAUGCAACUCCGAUUGGUCAACCGAUACCUAUAGGUGCUCCGUCGUCUGGAAAUAUCGAUAUCAGUCAAUUACCUCCUGGCAUGCAAAUAGUGCAUUUGCCUACUCAGUAAAAUUUCACUGAUCAGAGCUGUCGGCCGUUUCAUUUUCUAUGUUUGUCUUUAUGAAGCUGCUAAACUUCCAAGAAAACCUAAACGGGUGCCAUACCUUCACUACAUUUUUUUCUUUGUUUCCAGCUAGUUUAUUUGGGAUUGUUUUCGCUUUUCUUUCGUUAGUCUGAUGGUAAACACUAAAAAAAAGAUGAAGUU